AUGCAAGGGACAACGUGUGAAAAUUUAUUGAGUAAACCAAAAUCUUUGGUGUAUUGCGGAUGUUUGUUUGAUGAGAGAACUAGAGCAAGACUCGAAAGAGAAAAUCAAGAAACUUGGAAGGCAGGAAGCUCAAAAAGAUGAAAAACUGAAAGAAGAUCUCAAAUUUACAAAAUGGUCGAAACUGAAGAUACUUCGACAGAGGAGAGAAAGUAAAGAAUGGGAAGAAUAUUCGAAUCGAUAUAAAAAGUGGAUUUUUUGUACAGCUUUGAUUAAAUUCAAGAUAUUGAAGUACGAACGAGAAAGAAAAAAACAGCUGAAGCUUCGUCAAGAGAGGAUGAUAAAAAUCAUCGCGAAGAUCACUCAAGAAAUGAACAAUGAUAUUCGUUUGCGGAAGAAAGCAAGAGAUAUCUGUUUAAAGAGAUUGAAAUUAGAAGAUGUCAGCGAGAAGAUUCAUAGCGAGGAAUCUCUGAUUGUGGAAGAAAGUGUUCCAGAGAUUGAUAAAAAGAAUGGCAAAAUCGAAGAUUCAACAGUCAAAGACUUGAAACUCGAGGAAAGUAGAAAAGAUGUUGAAAAUGAAAAAGGAAAGGAUAUCGCAGAAGGUAAACGUGAAUCCGAAAAAUUCGUAAUGAAAGGAUCCAAAUCAUCGAUGGAACAAGUUUUCGAAAGAGACACUUGCUUCUUUGCAAUUCCAUACGUCGUCACUUUUGAGGAUUUCGAAGUAAAUAAAAAGUAUUCUCGCAAAGUGAUAAUCAGAAACAAAGCAGCAAAUUGGGCAUAUUUACGAUUCCAUAAAGUUUACACAGAAAUAUGGGAGCCUGGAGUUAUCGAGGUCGACACCAUGGACGCUGCGAAACUUAAACCCGGGCUAGACGUAACAGUCAACGUAAAAUUUUCACCAAUUUACGAGGAAGAAGUGACAGGAGAAAUUUCAUUUCUCACUCUGAGUGCAGAACAUCCAGAAACUUUCCAUGAAUUUCGUGUGUCUGUUCGUUGCACCCCGCAAAGUGCUAUACCUGUUUUGAACCCUAAAGAACUUAGAUUUCCCUCAGCUCCAAUUUGGGGAUACAACGACGUAAAAUUCAAUGAAAGAGUUCUGGCUGUUUCAAACGAUGGUAGAAAAUCUUUCUCCCUCGUAAUUGAAGAAAGAAACGAUCGUGAUCAUUCUUUCUUAUGGCGUUUCGAUCAGGCAGAUAUUCAAAGUUUAACAUCGUCCGUUUCAUGCUUCAAUGAAAAUGAAAAUGAUCAAAGAAAUAUAGAGAAUAACGGAAAUACAUCAGGCAAACAAAAAUCUCGAAAAAAGUAUCAAAUUGAAGUGCCUCCGAAAUUCAAGUGCCAUUUAAAAAUCACAUUUCGACCGAAAUAUGUAGGUCUUCAUCACGAGAUGUUGGAGAUUUGUUUUUUGACUGACGAUAGAACGCUUGGACAACUGAGCGUUCCUAUUUGGGCAGAGGUGACUGGCUAUAAAAUCUAUUUAGAUCCACCGUGUAUUGAUUUGGGCAUUGUAAUGAUCGAUUCUGACGUUUGCCAACAGUCUUUUGACAUUGUUAAUAAUGGACGUUCUCCAGUGAAUGUUCUAAUGAAAAUUCCAAAGAAUUUGAGCAAUCAAGUGUCAGUUUAUCCAAAAUCGACGGUCGUGCAGUCUGAAUCGGGUUCGAAGAUUAAUGUGAGAUUGAUACCUAAAUCGAGUAUCGUUGAAGCCUCUAAAAGCUUCUAUGAUCCAAUAUCUAACAUGUUAGAGUUUCCAAUACAAGUACAAAUUAUGUCUCAAGAAAAACCACCGCCGCUGAUACUGAAAGUACUUGCUACUUUAACUACAAGUCAUGAUCUUAUAUUAGAACCAGAAUACGUCGAGCUGGGAUACGUCCACACACACGAAUCCGUUUAUACAGAAUUAUCACUUACUAACGAGUCUCUACUAAUUCAAGAAUACGUAUUUAUAGAUCUACCUUCAUCUAUGGAAAUACAGCCAAACCAUGGUUUUGGUGCCAUUCUUCCUGGAGAAACUAUCAAACUUCAUUUGAUUUACUCUCCAUGUUUGACAGAUAUUCCUAGCAAUGAAAUUAGAGCAAAUGGAUUGAGUGUACAAGUAGUCACUUUGGCAAAGCUAGCUGGAAACAAGGGACAAAUAAUAUUGAAUAAAUUGAAGAAUGAGAUAAAUACGCAGUCAACACUGAGAAGUCGUGGAUUUCCAUAUCCGGUCCCUGUGAAUCUCAAAACACCUAAAGUAAUACGUCGAACGAUUGAUCAGAACGAGGGUGAUCUUGAAAAGCAGUUAAAUAAUAACACCGUGAUAAAUCAGGGGGAUGAAGAUGACAAGGAAGAAAUUUCAGACAUUUCGAUAGGAAACUCUGAUCGUGUGGAUAGAAGGAAGGAGAAAAAUUCCAUAGAAAUCUAUGCGUACAUUAUAGAUACUUUCUGCGAGCUGAGUGAGCAAAUUAUAGAAUUUCCCCCGACCGCUUGUGGUUCGUUUUCAAUGGCUUCAGUGCACCUGAGAGGAUACAACAUGGCUUCUUACCCUCAUUGCACCUGUGGAAUAAUAAAAAAUCAGCAUAAAGAAUUUACAGCUCGUUAUCAGUUUAAGAGUUCUUCCGAUAGAAUCAAGAUUAUACCACAGUCUGGUGUAUUGAACAAUAAUGAACUUAUUGAGAUCAAUUUUAUGUUUAAACCAAGAUUACCGAAAAGUGUGAUUUUCGAAGAGGGCCUUAGAUUGAAAAUGAACGACGAAGAGCGAGGAACGAAGAACGAGAAAGUCAACAAAUCAACGAAGAAAGGUACUUUUAUCAACGCUGUAAUCGAGUGCCAUUUUCAUGUUAAAACUGGCGAAAUUAGUUUACUGGAAAGUUUUGAGCCUUGUAUUUCCACGAUUUUUGUAACAUGCACGAUCGAUUUAGAAGAAACGAAGAAUGGAAGGAAACACGAGGAGCUACUUUUCGCAAAAUUAAUUUGUCCUAUUGCUAGACCUGAAAUUCUAAUAUUGAACGAGGAUCGAGAAAUUGCUUUUGGACCGACGGCGAUUGGUACAUCUUCCAGAAAAUUUCUCUUCGUUAAAAAUAUUUCCAAUCAAAGCGUGAAAGUCAACGUGAAUCUAUUAGAUCCAUUCGGACCAUUUUUCGUGCCUCCUGGAAGAACAAUCGAAACCGGAUCGAUUUUGAAGCUACCAGUUACAUAUCAACCACGUGAAAAUCACGAAGAAGAAGUGAGCCUAUUUUCAAAUCUAAUCUCUUAUUUAAUAUAACAAAAGAAAAAGGAUUAAAAAGCGUUAUAAGUAGGAAUGAUAAUAAAAUUUGUUCGUGGUGCUUUGCUCUUGAAGACAGAAGUCCAUCCAUUCCCUUUUAUAGUCCUGGUAUCUUUGAUUUUGUAUCUUCCUGGGCCAGGUUGAAUUUCCCAUGGAGCUGGCCAAAUAAACUCGACGUUUGUGCCGAAAGGAUAAUUUUUCAUAUUUCUUGGUUUCCUUGGUGACUUUGGAUCAUAAUGGCCAGGUCCUGGUUCCUUUGGAUCCUUGUAGCAUAAUGCUAUAUUUUUCAACACCAUUCUGCUACCUGACACCUUUGGAAAUCUAUCAAAAGAUCGUUAUUCAUCUUUCGGUUGUUACAAAAAUUAGAACUAUUCUAAAAGAGAAACAGAAAUUUAAUUCUUUUUUUAGUCUUAGAUAUUUUAUUUCCUAAGAAAUUUUAACUCUCUCUCUCAAUUAUCUGACAAAUUUUUGCACGCUGAUUAUGUGCAAUAUUAUAUAUUAAUAUAAAAUUGACAUUAAAAGUAAAUUUUAUAAAGAUUGCCUCGUGCAAACAGUAUAAUCAUCGUCUUGUCAAAAAAUGAUUCGUAAUUUAACAGGUAAUUUGUCACUAUAAAAAUUAGAAUUCAUUUCGAUAUAAUUGAAAUGUAAUUUUAUCCCUCUUUUCAAUAUUUUCCAAAUUUCAUAGUUGAGGAUAAUCGACGUUAAUAAGAAUUUAAUAAGAAUACCUUGGACAAGUGCUCCAACGUCCUUUAUAAUAAUUUGAUUUACACAACAGUUUGCCCAUUUCUCCUGGCAAUGAUGUAGGCCAGUCCCCACGAUCUUCCAAUUUUACAGUUGCAAAAUAACCUUUGAUUGUACUUUCGUCUCUCGGCCCUGAAGACAAUUGAACCAGAUGAUGUAGACAAUUUAAAAUACGUAAUAUGCUUCUUAAAUAACCUGUGAACAAGUCGUAAGGUCCCCUUUUCCCAGCAAACUUCUGCAAACAGGCAUUCAGAGAUUUUGAAUCGUUCACGUCGUACCUGUCGAAGGAAAUCAUUUAUCAUGUACAAAUUUCCAUAUUGUUGAUAGAUAAAUAGAUCGUAGAUAUUUAUAGAAAUUUAUAUUUUUAAAUAACAAAAAUGAAGGCCCUUUUUAUUAAAUAUUAGCGUGAAUAUUUUACAUUUUUUGUGGAAUUUUAAUGGAUUUGUAUAUCUUGUAUUUUUAUAAAAUUUCUGUUAAUCUAGAUAUUUCUCAUUCUAAUCUAUCUUUACAUCCUGAGUUCGUUUCUUUCAAAAACAGUUUUACAUCACCUAAUGGGUGAAAAAGUAAAAAUAACAUUUUCUAAAAAUAUUAAAAAAUUUUUUCACUAGAUUUAUCAUGAUUUUGCAAUCUCCUCUUUACAAGAACUUCGUAAAACAAUUUGUAUAAUUUUAUUGUACAUGAAAUAUUAGAAACGACAAAAAUUCAAGAAAUCUCAACACUUUGUCAUCCAAUGUUUGGUUCAAUUAUGUUUCUCACUCUGUGUUCUGAACAUUUCAAAAAUUAACUAAAAUAGAAAAUUACGAACAAAUUACAAGGCAGCAUCCAAGGCUUAGCCACAAUGCGAAAUCUAGGCUGCAGGCCAUCGUAUUCAAAAGUUGGAACCGAAGAGUGUCCUUCUCGUUUUCUUUUAUCAAUGUAGUAAUACGGACACUUCCUUGUAUAUCCUGAAACAAACAAUCAAAAAUGUUAGUAAAAUUCGUCUAUGAAACUUCAUCUACAAAGAUGAUAAUUUCGAAUCAUUCGCCUGGCCCUGGAGUCGUCGAUGGCCAAGCAGGUUCGAAGAGAGGAACAGUUCCAAAUCCAACAUCUCUUUUAACGGUCUUGCAAGCAUUGUCCAAGAUGAUCUCAGGCCAUCCAGGUAUUUCGUGAGUUCCUGGACCACGUCCUGUUUUCACCAAGUAUCGUUGAGUCGCAUAUUUCUCCAACUUUCCUCCCAUGUCCUUUGAGAAUUCUUCAGUCUCCAAUUCCCUCUUCCAACUAAUUUUUCGAAUUGAGCAAGUUUGUUUGGUUUUAUAAAUUAUGAUAUGAGUUAUUUAACACAUUCGCUGCUAUAGUGUAUUUAUGUAAGAUAUCCAAAUUAUUUAUGUUUACAAGUGUUCAUAAGUAUUCGAACGAUGAAGAGUUUUGCAUUUUAUUUUGUUUUUAAUAAUAAUAAGAAUCUUUUAUUAUUUUUUACACACAAGAUCUUUUAGAACCAUAGAAUAUAAACCAGACUUAGAAUCAUGAAUGUCAUUUAAAUAUCUUUUGAAAUGGUAUUAAAAUAAAAUUCGAUGGAUUUUUUGAAAAGCUGGAUAUUUUUAUUACAUUAUGUAUCUGUCUUGCCAUGUAUCUACUUUAAAUCCAAAUUAAAUUAAGGUAUAGGAAUAUAUAAGAUAAUAAAAAUAUUAUGAAUAUGAAUUAACAAAUAAAUAUUAUAUUUGUUUAUCGUCAAAUACAAUUCUAUUUAUAAUUAAUACAAUUACAUUAUAUUUAUAAUUUAUAAUAUAACAUUAUAUAUUAUGUUACAAUAUAAUAUAAUUGUAUUUUCUUAUCAUUUAUCUCUUAAACUUUCUUUAAGACGUCACUGUAUAUUCAAUUAAUUAAAUCUAUCUCAAAUCUAAAUUAUUUAAUUUAUUUACUGAAAUCGGUUUCGAAUAAUUACGAGAUGUAUUUAAUAUAUUAUACUUUAAUUAUAAACAGCAGAUAUCUGAAAUUUAUUUAUAUUCUUUAAUGAAACACGCCAAUUAAGAGAGAGCUAACAGCGAACGUGUUAAUUCUUGAUAACAUUAUUUGAUAGUAAUAUUAAAUAUAGCUACUUAGUAAUGUUGAGCUUGCAUUUAGGAACCAUGGGAUCGUACGAUCCUACAGCUGGCGACUCUGUAUUGCUGGUAUAGAAUUUUGGAUGUAAUCCAAUGUGUGCGUCGCGUUUUGAUCCGAUGCCAAAUGGCGGGCCAGGUUUCUUUAUACGUGGAAUUAGGUAUUGGCGUCGCCAUUUACACGCGCAUCGACAGAUUUUGUAGGACUGCGUCUUCGUGCCGCAAGACAUCGCGAUUUUUUUCAACUGAUCUUCACGAAUUCCUAUCCUGAACAUCAUCCGCAAUCACAUGAAAAUUUCUCCUUCUACAAUUAGUUAUUUAUUUAUUCAAAUACUAUAUGUUCGUAAUGUAUAUCUUUUUGACACAUUAUUUUAAAUAGAGAUUUAUUUCACUUACUGAAAAUUAUAAAGAUAUCGUAUUUUAUAUAUUAUGCAAUAAAUUUUCGAUGAAAUCCAUAGUCUAGUGACAACUAUCUUUUUCUGAUAAUUUAGCUUCUCUGCUUAUUGAUUCUCCUUACCUAAAAACUAUUUUUUUGAUAUUCGUGUUUUUUUCUUUUUUCAACUUAAUUAAUAGUAAUUGAAGGGAAAAUGAUAUAUUUAUAUCAUAUAUUAUAUAUGUACAAUAAUUAUUAUAUUCUAGGUAACCAUAGGAUAAUUUAAAAAACUAAAGUAUUGAAUAAAGAGAAAAAUCUUAUUUUGCUUUUGGAUAAUAAAGUAAUAACAGAACUAAAAAAAAAGAGAAAAUAAAAAUAAAAAGUAAAAAUCAAGUAAUGUAAAAAAUAAUACCAUUAGGUCAAAUCUAACACAGUCCAACACCUAAUCACAUUGCAACGAUAAGAAAAGACUUUUAAUUGUAGAAAUUGAUAAUUGUAAGGUUAAUAGAGUUUCUUCCACAAUUGCAACUAGAUUCAUAUAAUAUUUAUCGAUAUAUCUAAAGAGCUUGUAAUUAGAUUAUACCCAACAAUAUUACGUUUUAUUGAAUUUAUUCAUUAAAAUAGAUUAGAUAUUUAUGCAUUUUUAAAAAUAUUUUUAGUUAUAAUACAACAUGUAAAAAUAUAUCAAACAUUCAACGCAGAAUAAUUUAUUUAAUAAAUGACAAAAAAUUCUAGUUAAAUAUUUAUACAAAACGUAUAAACAUCUGCAGUUUAAUUAUAUAAUUAGAUAAUAAUUGUUUAAAUAUAUUAUAAUAUUUAAUUUAUUACAUUAUUAUAAUAUAUUAAUAAUAUAUUAUUAACAUUUAAUUUAAUUUAUUUAUAUUAUUAUAAUAUUACAAUAUAUUAAUAAUAUAUUAUUAAUAUGAUUUAUUAAAUUUAAUCUGAUAUUCAAUUUGAUUAUAAUAGCGAUAAAUAAUGAUAAAAGAAAUUAAUGUUUACUAGAAUACAGAAUAUUUCGAGGUAUUCAGCUCCAAAAGAAGAACGAGAUGGAGCGUGA
Heterotrigona itama is the source of this 7481-nucleotide messenger RNA. NCBI's taxonomy places the organism in Eukaryota, Metazoa, Arthropoda, Insecta, Hymenoptera, Apidae. The record is from the annotation of a GenBank genome assembly.